UAGGGAUGGAGAAGGCGGUUUCGUAACAGCCUACAUCAUUUCUGUCAAAAGUGAAAAAAAAAACAAAAACAUUUUGAAGCCGGAAAACACACGGAAUGCAUACUGAUUUAGCCGCACAUUUGCAUACCCCGGCCUGCAAUAAACUGAUCGAGGAGCUUAAAGCCUGUCACGAGAAUCACGCAUUUGCCAAAUUCAUAGGCGUGUGCAAUUCAAUAGACGAUAAGGUGGUCAAGUGCCUUAAAGGAGAACGUAUAGCUCGCUCUGCUGCAAACCGUGCCAAAGCCAUUGAGCGCCAAGCCAAGUACAAGGAGAAAUUACAACAGGGAGAGGGUCAAUCCAAUUAA
Drosophila willistoni is the source of this 344-nucleotide messenger RNA. RefSeq names its product COX assembly mitochondrial protein 2 homolog. The record is from RefSeq and is a predicted model, not a curated record. Gene Ontology annotation, cellular component: mitochondrion. The coding region runs from base 96 to 344 and encodes 82 amino acids. NCBI's taxonomy places the organism in Eukaryota, Metazoa, Arthropoda, Insecta, Diptera, Drosophilidae. The transcript has 2 exons.